Molecule: messenger RNA, 1371 nt
Organism: Thelazia callipaeda (thelaziosis nematode)
Lineage: Eukaryota; Metazoa; Nematoda; Chromadorea; Rhabditida; Thelaziidae
Source: the annotation of a GenBank genome assembly
AUGGAUAAUGAUUCUGGAGGUUUUAGUGGUGUUGUUAAGAUUUUGAAUGUAGACGAUUUCUUAGUUCCUUCUCAGGCGUGUGUAUUACCACUUUCUGGAGAGUCAGAUAUGAAAGUUGGAAUCAAAAUUAAGGGUCAGUCGAAAGUGGCUAAGAAAAAAGUGGUGGUGACAUUGAAUGAUUGUCUUGCUUGCAGUGGUUGUAUCACAAGUGCAGAAACCAUACUUGUUGGGGAACAAUCAGAAGCAAGAUUUCUUGAAGGUUUGAUGAAUUCGGAGUUAAGCGUUUUGACAGUUUCCCCGCAGUCCUUAGCAUCAAUUGCUUAUAAACGUGGUUGUCAAAUAUCAGAAGCAGCAGAACUUGUUGGCAAGAAUUUUAAAAGUCUAGGAGUAAGAUAUGUUGUGGACUCAAGCUUUGGCAGACAGCUCACUUUAUCACUCUCCUAUGAUGAAUUCAAAAAACAGCAUUUAAAAAAGCCAAUCUUGACUGGAGUUUGUCCAGGUUUUGUGUGUUAUGCUGAGAAAACACAUGGUGAAUUACUCAUACCUCAUAUGAGCCGUGUACGAUCACCACAAGCUGUAAUGGGUGCACUUGUAAAGGAUUAUUUAGCAAGAAAGUUUGAUUUGAAACCGGAAAAAAUAUUUCAUACUGCUGUGAUGCCUUGUUUCGAUAAAAAGCUUGAAGCUGCACGGCCGCACCCCUUAAAAUUCCAGUACCGUGAGGUAGAUUGUGUUCUAAGUACAGCUGAAGUGGACAAACUUCUGUCCGAAAAUAGCUCAUUUGACUUCCGUCCUUCAAAUGAAGCCAUCAACUGGUUGAAUGCGAUAGAAAAUGGUUUCGUAAUUAAUACUGAUGGAGGGUCGUCCGGUGGCUACGCUGAAUAUGUUGUGGAAAGAUUCAUCACUGAAUUAAACAAGCCAAAAGUGUGCCACAAGUCAUUUUUGUUAGUAGCUACUGAGCAGUCAAAUAACAGACAUCAUUUCAGAGAGAAGAAUUUGGAAAUUAUAGAUGUGUUCGAUGGCGCAGAAAAGUUGUUAACUGUUGCAAAAUGCUAUGGAUUUCGUAAUAUACAGAAUCAUGUGCAGAAAUUGAAACGUUCCAAGUGUAAUUAUGACUACGUUGAAAUAAUGGCUUGUCCAUCAGGAUGUAUUAAUGGCGUAGGACAAAUUCGCGGUGUUUCUGAAGAAGGAAAAAAACAGAUUCUGACGUUGGUCGAAUCACCGAGUCGUAGCAGCAGCUCGGAGUCACAACAAGAACUGGAAGAACUUAAAAAAGAAUGGUCAAUUUUAAAUCCAGACUGGACUAAUUUGCUUUAUACACAAUAUCAGUCUGUCACAAAUAGUGUCAGGGGUAAUAUAGGUUCAGAUUGGUAA